Messenger RNA from Gigantopelta aegis, 2670 nucleotides. RefSeq lists its product as uncharacterized. The transcript has 8 exons. NCBI's taxonomy places the organism in Eukaryota, Metazoa, Mollusca, Gastropoda, Neomphalida, Peltospiridae. The record is from RefSeq and is a predicted model, not a curated record. The coding region runs from base 27 to 1232 and encodes 401 amino acids.
ACUGCAGAAUACAAUAACAAGAAAAGAUGGCAUCAAAAAUAUUCAGUUUUGUUGUUUUCGCAAUCCUGGGAGUUACUUCAUCAGGACAACAGAGCAGUGAGGAUGAGUCGGCCUGCGCACUGUGGAAGCAGAUGGCCCAACAGCUGUCUCACCAGAAAGCAAACGAGAUGACAUGUUACUCAAACACGACUGACCCCUGCACCAGUCUACACUGCACGGGAACGUACAUGUAUACGUCGUGGGUGCUGCCGAUCGACAUGACUGGGUUUGAGGUGGACUACUGUUUUGGCAUGACCCUCAACCACUGCGACAAUCCAGUGUCCAUCGACAUCUACCUGCAGGUUCCCGCCAAGAAUGUCUCGUACCAGCGACGAGUGUCACACGACACACAGCUCCAGGUUCCAGGUUUGACAUUUUCAUACGGAGAUUUUGGCACGGUUGAUGUGUUCCUCCAUUUUCAUAUGGUCAGAGUUGGAAACAAACUAACGCUGUCUAUUACGUGCAAGCUGCGAAUCACGUCAUUGGGAGCGUCGUUCUGGCCGGACCACCUACAGAAAGUGAUUGUUCCACAGGAGCAGAUCCCUGUCCCCUCCUGUCCCGACACUACCCGCGGGACGUCUGCCCCCCAGGUCUUCAGGCAGUGCAGGCCCCCCCGCUGGGUGCCACUCCCCACCACCGCAGUUCCCAAGGGAAGUCCGGUCGUCAGCACCAUAGCCCAGUCGGUAACCCACAAAAAGUACUGCAACGACACCCAGCAUUGUGGCAGGUGGGAAGUCUGCUCUAAUAACACCUGUAUAUGUCAAAUGGAGUACACAUUCAAAAACGGCCGCUGCCAUUCACCAUCCAACUUCGGAGCAUCCUGUAGCCAUGACAACGACUGUAACAAGGAGGCCAAUGAGGUGUGCACUUCGUCGAAGUGCUCUUGCUCCGCCGGCUACCGAUUCAACAGCGAAUACCAGCUUUGUAAACUCUUCUAUUCAGAAGGUGAAAAGCUGACGUUCCGCCCGGAUGUAAUUCCCAGACCUGCUACCAAUCGGCACGCUCACGUCAGUGGGAAGGCGCCCGAGAAGAAGAACAAACUGGCCAUCAUCGCUGGCAGUGUGACUGGAGGUGUGGUUCUGUUGGCGAUUGUGUUAGUGGUGAUUUUCUUGGUGAGAAGGAAACAGAGGCAGCCGUACAACAACCGGGAACUUCUGCUGUCUCCCAGCGACGACACCGACGUGGUCAUGUGAUCAACAGGAAUCCAACGGCAUCAUCCAUUACAUUGACAGAGUCUUACUUUUGGUUGUAUGAUUGUAAAUGGUAUGAGUGGAUAGAAUGCAAUCUGAGUUGAAAAUCUCCAGUUUGUAGUUGAAUGAUUGCAGUCAUGUGAUUAAAAAUCUGUUGUUUUGAUUGGUUGAUUGCAAUCAUUUGGUUAAAACUUUGCUAUGUGAUUGGAUGAUUGUAAUUUGUGAUAUUAAAAAAAAUAUCUUUAGUAAGGAAUAUACUGGAAUGAAUUUUGUUGUAACGAAUGUUCACUUUUGUAGAAUUUUUUCUUCAAAAUUGUUGUAUAGUGGUUAAUUUAAACAGUUUUAUUAACCAUAUACAUGUACAAGAUAUAUCCACUUUGUACAUGAUUUUGUAAUUGUCUAUGGGCAGAGUGACCUCUGCCACUCUUUGAAUUGACAUCUUCCGUUUUAUUGGAUGAACAGCUGGCUGAUUAAAUGUCAUGGGAUUAAAACCUCUUCUGUCUGAAUGGAUGAUUGCAUUCGUAAAAUUUCGAAAUCUGCAGUUUGAAUUUAAAAUUAUGCCUUUUUGAUUGGGUAAUUGAAAUCAUGUGAUUAAACAUUUGUUGUUUGAUUGGAUGAUUGCAAUGGUGAGAUUGGAAAAACUGCAAUUUGAUUUGAUAAUUACAGUCAUGUGAUCAGAAAUCUGCAGUUUCAUUGGUUGACAACAUGUAUAUGAGGGGAGAUCUCAAAUGUUUUGCUCAUUUGAUUAAGGGCCAUAUUUUUUACUUACUAAAAUCAUGAUUGUACUUGAGAGUUAAUAUUAAUUUUGUUUUAUUCCAUUGUUGGGGUUUGUUUGCUAUAAAUAUUUAUGUACACGUCUGUUAAUUUAGUAAAUUAAAAUGGGUUUUUUAUAAUUUACACAUCUUUUUGAGAUGAUUUCAUAGGGGAAAGAUUUUGGUAAAAUAUUUAUAUUUACAAAGAUUUUCUUUAUGUUUUAAUUUUGAGAGAGGAAGGUUGUGGUUAAAUGAUUGCAUUUGUACAUCUUUUUGCAGUUUUUAUUUUCUAGGGGAAAGAUUUUAGUAAAAAAUUUUGGUACCGACAUCUUUCUGUUUGCUACAACAUAAUGACCAUAUCAGAAGCAGGCCUAUUAUUAAACUUUUAAUAACAAACAAAGAAAAGAAACCAGCUAAACAUUGUUUUAUCUGGAAAAGUGAUUUGGGAUAGCAGUAAUGCUAAUUUCUAAAACCAAACAUUAACAAAUAUUUUGGUUUGUCCAGUAAUAAUUUUAAAAUAAUAUACAUGAAAACCAUUGAAUAUAAUGGAAUUUAAAUGUGCAGGCCCUAGUUUCAACUCGUAAAAAUGGACACUUAAGUUUAGUUAAUUUACCAACCUGUAACUCAUUUGGAUAAAGUUACAAUGGAGUGAAAACAAGAGUCUGUGACCCUGAAACGUUGAAAUAUCU